Hydractinia symbiolongicarpus is the source of this 1209-nucleotide messenger RNA. RefSeq lists its product as uncharacterized. Gene Ontology annotation, molecular function: protein heterodimerization activity. The transcript has a single exon. The coding region runs from base 666 to 1046 and encodes 126 amino acids. The record is from RefSeq and is a predicted model, not a curated record. Gene Ontology annotation, biological process: rRNA (guanine-N7)-methylation; peptidyl-glutamine methylation; tRNA methylation. NCBI's taxonomy places the organism in Eukaryota, Metazoa, Cnidaria, Hydrozoa, Anthoathecata, Hydractiniidae.
AAUCUUUUUAGGGAAUAUAUUUUAGUUGGCAAUAUUUAAAGUCUUUGACAGCAUUAAAAUUAUUUAAAAUCAAAAUGGAGGAGGUUGUUACGGCUAGCAUAUUCUGCAUUUUUUAUCUUAUUUUCCUAUACGGCAGACUAUAUUAGUGAUAGUCUUGUGGUGUUACAUUUUAGCUAACAUAUUUUCGCCACCUUAUAUAAUAUCAAAACAAUGGAGGGUCUUACGGCAAUAAUAAUUUGUCUUGUUUUUCACUUGUAUUAUAACUAUUUUAGCAAUAGAUAAUCAAUCACUUUGUAGCUAUAAUUUAGGCAGUGUAUUUUGUUAUAAAUUGCAUAAAACAUUAGGUUUUGCACAAGCCAUUUCGGAUUUUACGCAAGCCAUUUCGGAUUUUACGCGUGCAAUUUAGACCUGAAAAAAUUUAAGAUGCUUCCUUUGCAGGUCCAACCAGAACUACAGUUUGGGCUGGAAUUACGCUUUAGUUAUUUUUGUAGACUUUCAAGCCUUGCUUAUAAAUGUUUUGUACAAGUGAAGUGACUUUGGGAUCAGAUUGAGCUAAGUUUGCAAUUAACAAAAAAAUUUGUGAUUUAUAUCCCCCUCUAACACCAGCUUACUUUUUGUUAAAAAACAAUUUAUAUGCUGCUAUACAUGGUUAUGUUUUAGACAAAAUGAAACUACUCACACAUAAUAUGCUAACAUGCAAUAUUAAAGGCGUCAAAAAUGGAUUUCCUUUCAAGAUCGAGGCUGUUGAUGUGCAAUUAAAAGAGGCUGAUUUUAAUGCAGAUUUUCUUACGCGACUUAUUCACAAGCUGGAAUGGAAAGCGCUUGUUGAAACAGCGCAUGCACUAGGACAUGGAAAAAAUUUACCGUUAGAAAUUGCUGGUAAGGAGAAUGAACUUUGUAAAAAUGAAGAAUUUUUGAAAGAUGUUCAUCAUGUCCUUAUGGAAGUUGAGGUUAUGGAAGGCAAUCUUAUUUGCCCAGAGACAGGUCGUAAAUUCCCUAUAAGUAAAGGUAUACCUAAUAUGUUGCUGAAAGAAGAUGAAGUUUAAAGAGAAUUGGAUGCAAAAGUUUCAUAACAAGUCAUUAAAGUGUUUGUUUAUGUAAAAGGACUGAUAUUUGUUUUGCCUUGUUAUUUUUAUUAAAUACCAAACCAAAGUGUUGUGUAUUUCUUUUUAUCUGAAUGUGUUUAUCAUGUGACAAGUGUAUAUUUUA